Messenger RNA from Monopterus albus (swamp eel), 2891 nucleotides. RefSeq names its product gamma-aminobutyric acid type A receptor subunit alpha3 (gene gabra3). The record is from RefSeq and is a predicted model, not a curated record. Lineage: Eukaryota; Metazoa; Chordata; Actinopteri; Synbranchiformes; Synbranchidae. The transcript is spliced from 11 exons. Gene Ontology annotation, biological process: monoatomic ion transmembrane transport. Bases 626 to 2068 code for a protein of 480 amino acids. Gene Ontology annotation, cellular component: membrane. Gene Ontology annotation, molecular function: extracellular ligand-gated monoatomic ion channel activity; GABA-A receptor activity.
GACUCAGAUGAGAUGGCUCUGUCACUGUCAGUAGCAGCUCCUGGGCUCGGCGUCUCUGUCGGUAACCCUCUGUCGGUUGAACCCUGGGCACCUGCGUCAGUUCUCUAGCCACGGAUCCCGCUUAAUAAGUGGGCCCACUCACUGUGUUCAUCGCCUGGGAGGUUGUUUUGCAAUAACGCACAAGGAGGCGGCGGGGGAGGGGGCAAAGAGUCCCCUCCAGCUGUCGAGAGCAUCACUAACAAACUGGUCGGUUAACAGAAAGAGCUCCAGCAAACGCCUACCGCACGUUCAUGUGGGCAUUGAUCCGCGUGACACAUCGCCACCUCUAAACCAACCCUCGGGUUCAGGGUUUGCCCCUCCUGGCUAGCGCCUAUCUGAGAUGGGUAGAAGGAGGGGGCGGGAAGGUUAGUUUGAAGAGGGCAGAGCUUUGCAAGAGGACGGCGAUUAUUUCACAGCUGGAAAAAAACAGAAACAUCCAAACCCAGUGGACAAUAAGAGCUGAGGGAGAAAUCAUUUGGAUCCAACGUCAGAAACCUCAUUAGCUCUAAGGAAAGCCAGUCGGGAGAGAGAAGAAACGGCAAAAACGCAACCUUUAUUGCUGCUGGGGUCUUCUGUUUAAAUUGAUAUGGCCGCUACACUUCGGAAGCCUAACUCACUGUAUUUGGGCUUGUGGAUCUUCCUUCUGCUCCUCAACCUCCUUCCUCAAGCUAGGGCAGUAGUUGGACACAGAGAGCCAUUACCUGAUGACAGCAAAGACAAUAUCACCAUUUUUACCCGAAUCCUAGACAGGCUGUUGGACGGCUAUGACAACAGGCUACGUCCUGGGCUAGGAGAGAGUGUGACAGAAGUGAGGACAAACAUCUAUGUGACAAGUUUUGGGCCGGUAUCAGACACAGACAUGGAGUACACCAUUGAUGUCUUCUUCCGUCAGAGCUGGAGAGACGAGAGGCUCAAAUUUGAUGGGCCCAUGCAAGUUUUACCCCUUAACAACCUCCUGGCAAGCAAAAUCUGGACUCCUGAUACCUUUUUUCACAAUGGAAAGAAAUCUGUGGCCCAUAACAUGACAACUCCUAACAAGCUGCUACGACUUGUCGACAAUGGCACGCUUCUCUACACAAUGAGGUUGACCAUUCACGCUGAGUGCCCCAUGCACCUGGAGGAUUUUCCGAUGGAUGCACAUGCCUGUCCUCUGAAGUUUGGAAGCUAUGCUUACACCAAUAACGAGGUGAUCUACCUGUGGACCCAGGGAGAUGAGAGGUCCGUUGCUGUGGCAGAAGACGGCUCCAGGCUGAACCAGUAUGAUUUACUGGGACAUGUUAUUGGCAAAGAAACCAUCAGAUCCAGCACAGGAGAAUAUGUAGUGAUGACAACAUAUUUCCAUUUGAAAAGAAAAAUUGGCUAUUUUGUGAUUCAAACCUACCUGCCAUGCAUCAUGACUGUCAUACUGUCUCAGGUCUCCUUCUGGCUAAACAGAGAAUCGGUUCCUGCACGCACUGUAUUUGGCGUCACCACUGUCCUAACCAUGACCACUCUGAGCAUCAGUGCUAGAAACUCCCUUCCUAAGGUGGCUUAUGCUACAGCCAUGGACUGGUUCAUGGCUGUGUGCUAUGCCUUUGUCUUCUCUGCCUUGAUUGAGUUUGCCACAGUCAACUACUUCACCAAGCGCAGCUGGGCAUGGGAUGGGAAAAAAGAGGGCAUGGAAAUAAGGGAACCGUUUCAGGCUAACAUGGCCAGGAUUAAAGAUAUGAGAAGAGAAUAUGCGACUUUGUCCAAAAAGGCAAACAACACCUUCAACAUUGUCGGAACCACCUACGGCAUCAAUGUAGCCAAAGACCAAGGUUUAACAACCAUUUCCAAAAGUGCUGCUGGAGCAUCGGCCAAACACCCCUACUUGCAUAAAAUGGAUGACCCCUACACGGAGGCCAAGAAGUCCUACAACCGUGUCAGCAAAGUGGACAAGAUAUCACGCAUCAUUUUCCCAAUUCUGUUCUUCAUCUUUAACUUGGGCUACUGGGCCACAUAUGUCAACAGACAGCCUGCUAUCAUGAAGGCCAACAACCUAAACUGAAUUUGAACAGAAGCUAGGCUUGGUUCUGAGGGUAGACAGGUUCGCAGGAGGCCAAGCCCAUUACAUCUUUUUGUGUGUAUGCGCGCGUGUGUUUCGUGUGUUUGUUUUUUGAUAUUUUGCACGUCUGUAUAGAUGGAAGCCAAAUUAGAGCAUAUGGUAGAUUCAUAUAUAGUUGUGGAGCUUGGAGGGAGCACAUUCUCACAUCAGACUGUAUUUGUGUAGCAUUUCAUUUCUUCCCCCUCCACACUUAGCUCUGGCCCUCUUUCCUGUUGUGAGUAACCAAGUGUUCAUUUGCUGUAUCUUGAUUGCUUGCCAUUUUGUGGAGUGGUCAGACUGUGUUAUCACCAUGUUUUGACAUGUUUGAAUUUUGCUUGUAAUAAGUUAAAGCAAGCAUGCAACUCUAACACAUAAUCAGUGAUAAGAAUUUGAUACAUUCAUCGAGUUAACAACAUGCAUGGACACAGCAACGCAACAGAAAAUGCCAACAAAGCCAUUCAUGGGUUGGUUUGCUGUGCUCUAUUAACCGGGGGCAGCCUGUACAGUAUAGUUCUAUGUGAACAUCAUUAAUAAUCAUCAGUAUCUGGCCUUCAGCUCGCACCGAACUUCAGACCCAAUACUGCAUCAUUUGGAAUUGCUUUUGUAUCCCUUGGGGCAACCUGCACAUUUUUUUAGUCCAGUGGUCUUAUUGUUUUAAGUGGCUGACUAGAGACGCUAUAUGCCUUGGUGAACACACACACACCAUAAAGAAAAAGGCUUUGACAUACUCAUACUUGCAUUUUCAAUACAUCUGCACAAAUGCCCAUGUGUACAGUGGGUACGGAAA